CCCCCUCCCUUCUCUCAACGAUAUCCCAACUUCCCCGAUGGCCUUUGGGCCCUUUGGUCCCUUUGGCCCCUUUCCCUGGCCGGGCCCCGACCCCCCCCCCCCCCCCCCCCCCCCUUCGCCAUCAUGGGGAAUGUCGCCAGCCGCCUCGACGAUGCGGGGAACUUGUUCUUCAAGGAUCAGAAUCGCUUCUCGAUCGCAUCGGUCACAAUAAGCAACCCUCGGCGUCGACUUUUGAACUUGACCCCUAAUGCGUUCCCCGCGGUGAGAUUCGCUGCAAAGCGCGACGUCGGUGACGAGACUCCGAUUGAAUACAUCCAGGACCCCGACACCCCCCUCUCCGCUUCAAUCCCGACUUUCAUGCUGCGCCUGUCCAACGACGACGAGCUGAUCUUCAAUUUUACUUUUAUCAUCCGUCAGACACAGAUCGGGAACGCUGCAAGCUCCACUGUCAAUGGGGUCGCAACCUCGAUGCCCGAGGUGGCAGAUACCAAUCUCACGGGGUUGACGUUUGCUCAUGCGUCUAACUCCAAAGAACUAGAUAAUCUGAUCACGAGAGAAUUCCAUGCGAACCCGAACCUCCAAAAUAACUCGAACGUCCAGUUGAUUGGAGACUACUCGACCGGCGGGACACCCUCCGUGACCUUUGACUGGUCCUGGUCCUGGAAGCCCCCAAAGGCGAUGGAGGACAAAGGGGGCGGCUGGCGCAACAGCUGCAGCUUCUUGGACUAUGAUCAACGAACUAACCGCCUCAACACUCUUGCUCACUUCUCCUUCUGGGUACACAACUCCCCUCGCCUCCUCCCGAGCCCCAGCCCCCAGCUCAGCUCUCCGAAACUCGAACUACCAGUCCUCCCGCGCUCCCGUAUCCCAUCCACCCAAUCCGUUGCUUCGCAUUACAGCGAUGCAGAGUCGACCUACAACGAGAUUGCUUCGCCAGAGCCGACCGAAAAGGCAUUGCCUCCUCCGCCGACCGCACCCCCUCCCCCACCACCGGCCAAGGUCGAUCUCCCACAUUCGCGGGCGGGCGACGAGAUGAGUGGGGUGGAAGAUGGGCCCUUGUUCCGAGCGACCAUGAAAGCUCUGGAAUCGAAAACAACCAACAUGCGAGCGAAAAUCAAGAAGGUGCUCAAAAAGGCCGAAGGUGCACAGCAAGCGCAAGCAAGCUGCAAUGAAGCCGUGGAGGCCUUCUUGGGCUCGUUGAAUGACGCAUCCACAUCCAAUGCGAAUGCGAUACAGCCCGCAUUAGACCAUUACUUUGAAAAGAUUGCUCGGCAGAUCCUGAAAUACGAACAGCUCAACACACUGCAACUUCAGAAGCUUGUCAUCGAACCUCUGAUCAAGCUUUAUCAUAAUGAUAUCAAACAGGCAGAGGCCAAAAAGAAAGAGUGGGAUGAAGAAAGUCGCGACUACUAUGCAUAUGUCAGCCGGUACCUGGGUCAGCGCCAAGAUUCCCUGAAGGAGAAGAAGCGUGCCGAGAGCGAUUCUAAGUAUCAGGUAAAGCGACGGAAUUUUGAACUGAGACGCUUCGACUACUCCUCUUUCAUGCAAGACCUCCAUGGAGGUCGCAAGGAACAGGAGGUCCUCUCUCAUCUCACUAAGUAUGCCGACUUCCAAGCCAAGAACUUCUUAGCAACCGCCAAAAAUGUCGAAUGCAUGACUCCUCAGCUGGAUGCCCUCAUUCAUGAGGUAACUCAGGCGGACAAAGAGUUUCAAUUUCAGCGCACAGAACGCGAAGAGAAACGACGGGCCUUGGAAAACGGCAGCAACCCGUAUCUCGAACCCGAUGCGGUGGCUGGCGCAACUGUCGCGUCUGUCGCGUCACCUGGAGUGACCAAUGGUGGCACUUCCGAGGUCGAGCUUGGCCGUGCCGACAGUACAGGCUCGCAGCUUCGUGGCGUUAUCAGCAAUUCAUCGUCAGUUUCGUCCCAAGCAAACGCAGGGUCUGUCGCCUCGGCUGCAGGGACUUGUGCGCCUGCAUCCAACCCGACGGCGGUGGGAACACCCAGUCAGAAUCGCUUCAAGGGCAUCCGUGACUUAGAGGAGCAGACAAGUCUUGGGUCCGAUCGGACCGGUGGCCAGCAGCGGAAAGAAGGCCUUCUAUGGGCGUUAUCCCGCCCUGGAUCACAUAUCGACCCCAAGGGUAUCAACAAGCAGGCAUGGCAUAAGUUUUGGAUCGUUCUGGAUCAAGGGAAAUUGUCCGAAUAUAGCAAUUGGAAACAAAAGUUGGACCUGCACAUGGAUCCAAUUGACCUGCGCAUGGCCUCUGUGCGUGAAGCUCGCAAUGCAGAGCGACGGUUUUGCUUUGAGGUGAUCACACCUCAGUUUAAACGAAUUUAUCAAGCCACGUCCGAAGACGACAUGUCGAAUUGGAUUCGGUCCAUCAACAAUGCCCUCCAGAGUGCGGUUGAGGGCCAGGGGACCCCGCCUUCGUCUUCGUCUAGGAACGACCCUCCCAGCCGGGAUAUUGGUUCCGCACUGACAGGAAAAAGCUCCUCUGUGUCUGGGCACCACGGCUAUUCCAACUCUAGCUCAAGCAAUAGUGGUGGCGUGAUUCGCCGAACCACUGUCGGUGCACGCCCCAGCUACGUCCGCCAUGACAGCAACAGUUUCGAAGAGAAUCCCGCGAGACUCCUCCAGGUCAUCCGUGAUGCAGACCAGGGCAAUAACUGGUGUGCCGAUUGCGGGUCAUCAUCCAAGGUCGAGUGGGUGUCGAUCAAUCUCGGAAUUGUGCUUUGCAUUGAAUGUAGUGGAAUCCACCGCUCCCUAGGCACGCACAUCUCCAAGAUUCGCUCACUCACCUUGGAUGUCCACUCCUUCUCCAAUGAUAUUGUUGAGAUCCUUCUGCAGAUCGGCAACCGCGUUAGCAACAUGAUUUGGGAGGCUAGCUUGGAUCAGGCCUCCAAACCGAACGCCAGUUCCACGCGCGAGCAGCGCUUGAAGUUUAUCACAGCCAAAUAUGUCGACAGAGCCUACGUUGAGAGUCUCCCCUCUCCGCGCUCCAGCUUUGCGACGCCCAAUGAACACAUGUUGGCCUCCAUCAAGAAGAAUGAUAUCGUCGGCGUACUCUACGGCCUCGCCCUGCGCGCGAACAUCAAUAUCACCGACCGUUCCCGCAACACCCACGCCACAUUCCUCGCUCUCGCUGCGGCAGAUCCUGCAUCCCCAGGCUCAACCCCAACCUCUACCUCCACUUCUCUCCCCCGCACGCCCGCAAAAGCAACCCCCUUCCCCGUCGCCGAAUUGCUCGUCCAAAAUGGUGCGGAGAUCCCUCCCCAGCCUCCCUCCAUCCCCCUCUCCCCUGCCGCCCGGCUUUACCUCAGCCAGCGCACCGCACGCACUUCUGCUUUCAGCGUUCCGCCCCCGCCUCUCGGUGGAAAGCCCUCUGCCAACGAUACCCUUGGCUCCCUCCCUACCAUUCGCAGUAAGGAGCCCGCGCACACCCCCACUCUUGCGGAAAGCAGAGACAAAGAUCGAGAAAAACUGUCGAAGCGUGGCAGUGCCGGUGCGCGCUUUGCUGGGAAGGUUGCUUCCCUUGGCAUCGAUCGCUGA
This is a messenger RNA of Penicillium olsonii, 3549 nucleotides long. NCBI's taxonomy places the organism in Eukaryota, Fungi, Ascomycota, Eurotiomycetes, Eurotiales, Aspergillaceae. The record is from the annotation of a GenBank genome assembly.